Molecule: messenger RNA, 3021 nt
Organism: Sceloporus undulatus (fence lizard)
Lineage: Eukaryota; Metazoa; Chordata; Lepidosauria; Squamata; Phrynosomatidae
Product: zinc finger protein 436-like
Exons: 4
Coding region: 175-2334 (719 amino acids)
Biological process (GO): regulation of transcription by RNA polymerase II
Molecular function (GO): DNA-binding transcription factor activity, RNA polymerase II-specific; RNA polymerase II cis-regulatory region sequence-specific DNA binding
Source: RefSeq, a predicted model, not a curated record
GGGAGGGGGAGGCGCUCCUUCCGGUUGGAAUGUUCAGCUGCUGCUCCGCAUGGAAGAAGCCACCUAGAAUGUUAUUGACUCUUCUUUGUAGCUACGUCUUGGCUGGGGAUUCUCCGUAGUCCGAGGAGAGACCCCAGGACGCUAGCCUAGGGGAACGGAUUUGCCUGGCACAAAAUGGCCGCAGAGCAGGGAGUGUCGUCGAAUAUUAGUGCUGUGGUUCAGGUCAAGCUAGAACAGGGAGUGCCUCUGAGGGUCAAAACUGAGGAGACCGCCGGCCCCACAGUGGAGGAAGAAGGGGUGAAUGGCUCCCAUGCUACUCUGGCUGGGCACAUGGGUGGCUUUCUGGCAAACACCUCCGACACGCAAGGGAAACAUGAGUUGGAUUAUGGGCUCACGUAUGGAAAGACGCAUUGGCGGGAAUUUCCAAAGAUGGAGGCCUGUCUGAGCUGGGCCCCAGAUGCAGUGGGUGCCUCUCAUCAGAUUGGAGCCCAGAACUCUCCAGCGUCCUUCAAAAUCAAGGCAGAAGGUAACCAGUGCUCCACAGAAGAGCAGGAGACUGAAACCCAAUUGGGUUUCUCUGGAGAACCCCAAGAGGCAUCCAGAACCCUGAAUUUGCCAGAACAGUCGCAGGAAGAGGUCCCGGCAGAAGAUGCUGUAGUCUUGGAGAUCCAGCGGCAGAACUUCCGGCAGUUCCGCUAUCAGGAGGCCGAGGGUCCCCAAGAGAUCUGCAGCCGCCUCUGGUUCCUUUGCUGCCGGUGGCUGAAGCCCGAAAGGCACACUAAGGAACAGAUCCUGGAACUGGUGAUUCUGGAGCAGUUUCUGGCCAUCUUGCCUCCGGAGAUCCAGAACUGGGUCAUGGAGGGUUGCCCAAAGAGCUGUGCCCAGGCAGUGGCCCUGGCGGAGGGGUUCCAGAUGAAGAAGCGGAAUCCUGAGAAGCCAGAAGCACAGGUGCCAGUUAAAGAGACAGCCUUGAAUUUCCCUGGGGCCAAAGAGAUUCUGUUGGACUGCAAGCAAAAUCAGAUAUUCCAGGAGAGUAAUGCUGCCAUUGCCAGUUCUCCCAGUGAAGAUCUUGUGUGUACAAGUGAAAAAGGCCAACCUGAAGGACUUGAAGAAGGAGAAGGAGCACCAAAUAGUGUAGAGAUGGGCAAUCCAGAAGAGGUGCGUUCACAAUGUUCUGCGGCAGAAGACCUUUCCAGAGACUGGCAGGGAUCCAAGGAGCUUCCAAGAAGUUCAUCUGAGGAGAAAAUAGGAAAAUCCUUUCCUUGUGAAGGUAACAAGGCCAUCAGUGAAACCACAAGCCAACAGAGAAUCCAAACGGUGAAAAGUGACAGUACUGCCGGAAUUGAUGAUAGCAGUUUACCAGAGAACUCAGAGAUCAUUGAGUUUCAGGUGACCCACACUGGCAGCAUGCCCUAUAAAUGUUUGGACUGUGGGAAGAGUUUCAAUUACAGCACCAGCCUUGUCAGACAUCAGAGAGUCCACACAGGUGAGAAGCCGUACAAAUGCUUGGACUGUGGCAAAUGUUUCUGCCAAAGUUCAGGCCUCACAAUUCAUCAGAGAAUCCACGCUGGGGAGAAAGCCUAUCAGUGCCUGGACUGUGGGAAAAGUUUCCGGGUGAAGUCGCACUUAAUCAGGCACUCCAUCAUUCAUAAGGGGGAGAAGCCUUACAAAUGCGCAGAAUGUGGCGUCGGCUUCUGCGAAAGGUCGGAGCUUCGAAUCCAUCAGAGGAUCCACACAGGAGAGAAACCGUACAACUGUGCUGACUGUGGGAAAAACUUUUGCAGGAAGGCUGACCUCACACUUCAUCAGAGAAUCCACACGGGAGAGAUGCCAUACACAUGCUUGGAAUGUGGCAAGGGCUUCCGUUGGAGCUCAAACCUCAUUACACAUCAGAAAACCCACACGGGGAUAAAACCUUUUGAGUGUGAUGAAUGUGGGAAGAGCUACUACUCCAACAUGAGCCUCGUCAGACAUCAGAGAGUCCACACAGGGGGUACCCCCUAUAUAUGCUCCGACUGUGGGAAAAGCUUCUGUGAUAGCACCAGCCUUACCAGGCAUCAGAAAAUCCACACUGGGGAGAAGCCGUACGUCUGUAUGGAUUGUGGGAAAAGUUUCAACCGGAACUCGAAUCUCAUUUCACACCAGAGAACCCACACAGGAGCCAAGCCAUUCCUGUGCACAGACUGUGGGAAAAACUUCAGAUCCAAAUCGGAACUUCACAGGCAUUACACGGUCCAUGUGGGAGAGAAAGGUGAAAAGAUCUUGACUGGUGGUGAACUAGAGACAUCUGCCCAUGUGAAAAUGGACAGCAAACUGGAAGUUAGAAAUGAAUAGUGAGAGAAGGGAGGACAUGAAUCAGCUUUAGACACACAACAAAGUAGAAUAGCACAGAUCAAAGCAGUGUUGAACAUUUUCCUUUCUCUUCUCUGGUUUUGUAUAGGGAAAAUCAUUGUUAAAAAGCUACUUUCAAGCCGGUGUAUUGUGUGUUUAUGAGAUCAAGUGUUUGUGAUCCUUGCAUGAUUUGAAAUGUGAACAAUACUCUAUGGCCAGCUUUCCGUUCUUUCAAACCACCACUCGCACAAUGGACCUUUUGGACACAGUGGCAUGCUGGACCUGCUUGCAGAAAUGAAAGUCCUGUGUUCCUUUUCAUCCCAUGGGAAGCAGGAUGGGAUUCUGUAUUACCCUAUUGAUGGGGCUUUCUCUCUGGUGGUGUUUGAUACAAUUCCAGUGUGUGUGUGUUGUGUGUGUUUUGUUUUGUUUUUAAGACACUAACCUUUGUAAGACCCCCCUUUUUUAUUGUAGGGAAGAAGACAUUUUUCUAUAAGGCACUUGAAUGAAAUUCUAUUUCUGGGCCUGGAAUGUGCCUAGUUUGGUUGCUUCUGUACUUGGUCCCAUUCACACUGCUAUAGUUAUAGUGCUAUGGUUCCAUUUUAAGUGCCGUGGCUGCAUGCUAUGGAAUCUUAGGAUUUCUGGGGAGAGGUAUCUAGAGUUCUCAGCCAGAGAGCUCUUGUGCCUCACCAA